GGUGAGUCACAGCAUCUGGCAGGACAGCAGCAGCUCCUCACCCAGCACCCAGCCACGCCGUGGGAAGAAGCCUCCCUCUAGCCAUGGCUUCCCUGGGGCAGAUCAUCUUCUGGAGCAUUAUUAGCAUCAUCAUUAUUUUGGCUGGAGCAAUCGCAUUCAUCAUUGGCUUUGGUAUUUCAGGAUUCUCUGUUUGGCUUUCAGUAAUGAAGGGCUUGGUUGUGAAAGUUCCGUCACUUCCCUAGGCAUUGAUCCUUGCUUCCCGGAUUGCAGGGACACACUCCAUCGGAGUCACCACUCUCACCUCAGCUGGGAACAUUGGGGAGGAUGGAAUCCUGAGCUGCACUUUUGAACCUGACAUCAAACUUUCUGAUAUCGUGAUACAAUGGCUGAAGGAAGGUGUCAUGGGCUUGGUCCACGAGUUUAAAGAAGGCAAAGAUGACCUGUCGGACCAGGACGAAAUGUUCAGAGGCCGGACAGCAGUGUUUGCUGAUCAAGUGAUAGUUGGCAAUGCCUCUCUGAGGCUGAAAAACGUGAAACUCGCGGAUGCUGGCACCUACAAAUGUCACAUUAUCACUUCUAAAGGCAAGGGGAAUGCUAACCUUGAGUAUAAAACUGGAGCCUUCAGCAUGCCAGAGGUGAAUGUGGACUAUAAUGCCAGCUCGGAGAGCUUGCGGUGUGAGGCUCCCCGAUGGUUCCCCCAGCCCACAGUGAUCUGGGCAUCCCAAGUUGACCAGGGAGCCAACUUCUCGGAAUUCUCCAACACCAGCUUUGAGUUGAACUCUGAGAAUGUGACCAUGAAGGUUGUGUCCAUGCUCUACAAUGUCACAAUCAACAACACAUAUUCCUGUAUGAUUGAAAAUGACAUUGCCAAAGCCACAGGGGAUAUCAAAGUGACAGACUCUGAGAUCAAAAGGCGGAGUCACAUACAGCUACUGCACUCAAAGGCUUCUGUGUGUGCCUCUUCUUUCUUUGUCAUCAGCUGGGUACUCCUGCCUGUCUCCCCUUACCUGAUGCUCAAAUAAUGUGACUUGGUCACACACAAAAAUGCAAAGUCAUUGGUCCAACAGGAAUCUACAGAACUAUUGCACCACCAGAUAUGACCUAGUUUUAUAUUUCUGGGGGAAAAUGAAUUCAUGUCUAGAGUCUGAAGUGGACAAACAAGA
Messenger RNA from Propithecus coquereli (Coquerel's sifaka), 1163 nucleotides. It is a transcript of the gene VTCN1, whose product is annotated as V-set domain containing T cell activation inhibitor 1. Lineage: Eukaryota; Metazoa; Chordata; Mammalia; Primates; Indriidae. The transcript has 6 exons. Bases 402 to 1022 code for a protein of 206 amino acids. The record is from RefSeq and is a predicted model, not a curated record.